Messenger RNA from Desarmillaria tabescens, 832 nucleotides. RefSeq lists its product as uncharacterized. The record is from RefSeq and is a predicted model, not a curated record. Lineage: Eukaryota; Fungi; Basidiomycota; Agaricomycetes; Agaricales; Physalacriaceae. Bases 166 to 618 code for a protein of 150 amino acids. The transcript has 3 exons.
UCUGUGCUUUUACCCUGUGCUGCGUCAAGUAGCGGCAAAACUGCGACGGUACAGGCUUGACCUUUACUCUAUAGUUAUCCGGCAACUAGAACGUCCUGGGAAUGGCAAGGUCCUCCCGCUUAAUUCUAAUCUUUUGUGUGCAGAGUGCCUUGAUUGUGGCGAUUAAUGUGGAGGCAGAUGGCAAACCCUGGAUUUCUUAAAAUUGCUACAUCGGUCAUUCACUCGUGCUCCUCGUUCAUCCAUCUCUUGGUGUCCCAACCGUGGCAGCAUAAAUACUCAUUGAUUCGUUUACAUCGCUCUAAACAUAUCAUGAUCCAAAGAUUUGAGUCCGAAGGGCAUGAGGAGCCCCCUACAGCCUUCGGCCUGAUCCUUGGUGGCGUAGGAAGAAAGCAUCACAGGAACAACUUGAACUCCGAGUCGACCGCUCAUCAAUCUUCGAAGCUUCAUCGACAGAGGACUACCAAUGGCGCUCCCACUCGACUUUUGGCCCACUUCACAAGUCGUGGCGAGCAUACUCGCGUUUAUCGCAUCGCUCGCUGGAUUAUCAGCCAGUUCUAUUCAUACUCGGUGUUUGGUUCGAAGACAGCACGUUUUUAUCCUCGAGGUUCCGUUUUGUAAUAGGGACGGGGGCUUUUCAGGCGAUGAGAAAAUCAAGCCCUUUUCAUCUGCACCACUUUCGAGUGACCAUGAACUCAUGGACUCAGCCAUGGAUGUGAAGUGCUUGUUGUACUAUUGCAAAAUAGACGUCAUCGACCUAGGGCAAAACGUAGGGCCGUUAUCUAUCGAGGUUCUACAAUGCAAUGAAUGCUUUCAUGUUGCUCUCACUAGAUUA